Schistosoma bovis is the source of this 4240-nucleotide messenger RNA. The record is from the annotation of a GenBank genome assembly. NCBI's taxonomy places the organism in Eukaryota, Metazoa, Platyhelminthes, Trematoda, Strigeidida, Schistosomatidae.
UCUCAAGUGUAUGAGUUACACUCGAUCAAAGUUUCAAUUGCUUUUUCUAUACUCCUUCACCGGAAGUCGUUUGGCGCAGUCGUUGUUAAUGACGCUUUCGUGCCUUUCAAGUCUAAUAAUGGUGUAAAUCUUGGUUGGUAGUUAUUCUCACUUUGGUAUGUUAAUAAAAUAUUUGAUGAUGUGUCUUGAUGCUAUUUUUUGCUGAAGCGUGCACAGACCUUGUCAGUAGAUUCAUUUGCAAAUAUUUCGGUCACUUUCUAUUUCAGCUCUUUAUUAUUGUAUGGAUAAAAGGCAUUCACAUGCUCUAUACUCUUAUUCUGAUAUCGAUAAAUUAUCUCCAUUAGAUGUUGAUAUGACCGUCAUAAACAAUCCGGAUUCUGAUAAGAGUGGCGUUUUACUGGACACAUGGUCUGUAAAUCACUCCAGUGAUUUAGUUUCAACCCCAAAUGAUUUGGUUUCUUUGGCAUGGCUUCAGAAAAGAGAUAUUUUGCAGAUAGCUCCGUUAGAUGGAGAAGAGGACGGGAGUGAUUCCGUUAGUUCGGCAAUCGCCGGACAAACGGAGGACGACGAUAAUUUCGAGAGCAAUCCUAUCGUGCACAUGGAUUCGUUGGAGCCUGUUGUCAACCGUUCACCUUCACUAAUGCCUGUAUCACAGUUUUCAGUUCUAGACAGAUGUGUCCGACGACCUGCUUCUGUUUCUGGAGAUCAGCUCUCUCAUAACGAACAAUCGCGUUUCUCAACAAACCCUACUGUUCCUCUUGGCACCCAUGGUCUUACAAAGCCGAAUUACAGCUAUACGCACCUUAUAUUUAUGGCAAUUGAGUCUACUCCACAAAAAUGCAUGACUGUCAAUCAAAUUUACAACUGGUGUGAAUCAAAUUUCCCAUUCUAUAAACAUGCUGGUGUUGGAUGGAAAAAUUCUCUUAGACAUAAUCUUUCGAUCAAUAAGUCUUUCAAGCGCCUACCUCGUGAUAGCCGUGGCCCCGGUCGAGGUGCUUUCUGGACAGUUGAACCUCGUGAACGCGCAUCUUUGCUAGACGCUAUUAAAAGAAAUCCGUGGAGCUUCGCCAAUGUGACUGCUAUGGGAUGUCACUUAUCUGAUGGUUCUAACAACGUUACUUCCGCAUCUGCAUAUCCAGUUAGACGUUUUGGUCUUGCACAUAGCGCUCCUAGUCACCUUUUACGAGCCGAGGGAUUGGGAAAAGAUAAACUUGAGUCAACCCCACACAUCCGUUUAUUGUAUACUAGCGAUGGUCAAGUCUUGGCAACUUAUGAUGCUUCAUUUGUUGAUCCGUCAAAAUAUGAAUAUGAUAUGACUGCCAGUAAGGAGAGUGCUGCAACCUUGUCUUCUGAUGUUCCUUUAUCCGAUCACAGAUAUUGGACUUCACCAUCUGGAGACACUGCCAGCACUGAUGGUGCGACGGCUGAGGUUGAAUGGCCAGCCGAAGAAGAGGAGAAGUAUUUGGAUACUUUACGCUUAUUAAACGAAGGAGAAGAAACAGUUGCCAAGUCACAAUCAACUAUAACAGAACCCCCAGAUGAGGGUUCAAUGAGUAAAACGAAGUCCGAAGCUUUGGAAAGCUUUAUCGGUACUCAUAUUUUGGAUGAUGCGAAACUGGUCACUAAACAAAAAAGAAAAUCACGCUUGUUACCAACCCGUAUAAGCAAGUGUAAUGAGUGUAAGGAAAAUACAUCUGGUUGUGAAUCCUGUCUGGCUAAGCGUUAUGAGGUCCUUAAUAGCAAUUACGUUCGUUCGGCGCUCAAAGAAUAUGAUCUUGAUAUUGGUAACAUGUUGGACUGUGAUCAGGAACCGGGGCCCGCUGGUGGACCACUUGUUAAGACAACGGCUACUAGGAUUUCUAAGUCAGCUUCACCAGUUGCCGAGGCAAAUGAAAGUGAUAUAGAUUCAUGUGACAAAAAAUCAGCCAACCCUGAAACAUUAAUUUAUUCGUCAGAUGAAGUUUACGUCACACCACCCCCGUACAUUGACCAUGAAUAUUCUCAUUGCCAAGCCCAACUGCGCCGACCUGAAGAAAAUCAGCUUGUAAAUAAAUUUAACGACAACUACUAUACAGGUAGACUGUCAGAAUUAAUGAACCUCUAUCCGCUUCUCAAAGCUUUUGUGGAUUCCAUAGUUCUAGAAACAGAUGCUAAUUAUGAAACAGAUGAAUUUGAUGACGGCUUCAGUUCAUCAGGAAAUGAUAUAUACAGUGAAGAGGAUUUUGAUGGAGGAAACCAUGAAUUAAAGGACUCGGGUAGUCAGGAUCUUUGUGAUUGCGAAUAUACUUUUUGCAAAAGGAGCUCUCGUCGCCAGCAUAUGGUUUCACCGUAUUUCGAAGCUCGUAAGACACGUCCCUUUAGAAUUUCAUCUCGUAAUGUUAAGCAGCGUAAGGGAACGAGAUCAAUGAAAUUAUCUUCAUUAAACAGUUGUCCCACUCGAAGAUCCAAACGAGUUAUAAAGGCUCCUCGCCGUCCAUAUGAUGACUUUGAGAAGUCUCAAUACUAUAAUUAUGAAUUAGAUGAUGAGUCAAGAAUAUUGAUUUUUGAUGAAAAGGAAGGAAAUUUUAGUUCCAGUGCUCGAUCUAGUAUGAUGGAACGUUACAGUCGCCAUUCGCCUAAUAGUCAGUCAGAUAUUGAUUCAGAGAGUGCUGAGAAAUCUGUGGAUAUUGAGAAUGGUCGAUAUCGGUAUCAUAAUCAUCACCGAUCAUUAAAACGCGCUCGUCAACCUAUUUCAAGUACACAAACACACUUAGAUAACAUCGUUGAUCGUUCGCCUCCUAAUUUGGAGGACUAUGAUUUUAGUUCUGAUCAAGAAGAAAGUUAUUUAUGUGCUGCUUCCACAUUACAAGUAAGCAAAAACAGGAUGACCUUAAGCUCAUCGCAUCAACUUAACAAACGAUCGCAAACAAAAAAACAGGAGACACAUCUUGAUGUCGCUGGUGGUUGGGCUUCUAUGAAGUGGUCCGUUGGGCGGGAAAUAGAUGAACCUUCAAUUAAUUGUGUUAAGUUAAGAAGAAGUCACAACGGUUUUCCUGAUGAUGAAUGUGAUAAAAUUCAAACCUAUAAACAGACAGCAGAGGAGCCUGUUUUAAAACGCAAUAAACAGACGGCUGUUGAUGCAGCACGAUUACUGCUGGGAAUCAGUCAAAUCCAAAAUCUCAGACAGAAAUCUGAGUGUUUGAAUCUGGACACCAGUGUAGCUAGUUCAACAUUAGAUUUCAAAAGAACAACCAUCUCCGGUACAGAUCAUGCCACUUCUGAAUCUAUGAUAUUACAAGAAGUGCCGGCCACUCUGAUCUAAAAAUUUGUCUUCUCGUUCCCUUCUUUGAAUAUGCUAUAUAUAUAUAUCAGUGAAUUUGAAUAACUCGUUGAUUUCAGGGUUACCCAUUCUAGUCUCAUUCGCUCAACGCGAAUAUUUCAACCCAUGACCUGAUUCACCUCAUCCUGCAAUAUUAGUUUCGCUUCCAUUUUUUCAUAUAAUUUUUCUGUUACAACACGUACGUUACUUUGUUUAUUCCAAUCACUGCGCCUAUUGACAGAGUGUUAAUUUUCCUAUAGAUUUUUCUGCAUCAGGUUCACGGCAUAAAUUAUCAUGUUGUUUUUGUCUUAUACUUGUUUAUCAUGCAAAAUAAUUUGUAGCACCCGCAUUUGUAUUUUAUCAAAGUUUUUCAGUUUACAUUAAUCAAACUCCUGUGCAGUAUUAACAGUGUGUUUGGAGGCUUCUCCUAACUUUUACUCCUUGCUUAAACGAAAAUUCCUCCACAUCUUAAAAUUAGUGCAAUUUCUGAAUUCGGUGUGGUUAUUUUCAAAACAUGCAAGGAAAGUUUGUUUUUUUACUGUAAUAAUCAUAAUGCGUUGUACAUUCAACAGUAUUGCAUGUAGAUGUUAUUUGUGUACUUUUCAUUUUCAUUUGAUUUACUGUUCUUCCGGUUAUUUUUGGAAGUGCAUUUUGUUGAUAUAUUUGUUAUUCAUCUGUUAUACUGGUUUGUAUCCUUUUUCCACAUUAUAAAAAUCCAUUUACUGGAUUCUUUAGAUGAAACUCUUUAGUUAAAUACUUUGAUCAGUGAUUUUGAAUCAUCUGUCAAUAACCUAAUGUGCAGUAUUAUUUGUAUAGUUUAAGAGAAGUUAUCUAUUUCAGAAUGGGUAUUUUUUUAACUGAGAACUAUAAGGGUUAUUCGUUUUAUGUUAAAAUCGUUUAAAAAUACAUUGGGCAUUAAUAGAAAGAAACCAAUAACAUUUA